UUGAAGUUCACACCUGUUUGUUCUGCUUGAUUGACGUUACUCAGGAAAGCGUUAAAAUUGUUGAUCGUGUAACCAUAACAACCAUGACUUUUUCCAAGCACGCUGACUCAUUCGGUCAAAACGUCACUCGAGUGAACUUAACUAAAUUAUUUGAAUUUUUACUCUCUGCCACCUCGGGUCGAAAACCUUGUCAAAAUGCCAAAAGCAGGUAAGGGAUCGGGAGGCGCCGGAAAGAACAGUGCCGGCGUCGAUAUUGCCAAAAUGACCAAAGAACAACUGGAGGUUUACUCGGCCAAAUUACUCGAAGAAUUGGAACGCGAACGCGAAGAGCGCAAUUAUUUCCAACUCGAACGAGACAAUAUACAAACGUUUUGGGAUAUAACUCGUCAGCAGCUGCAAGAAUCAAAAUCACUUAAUCGUGUUUUAAAAAAGGAAGCUCAUGAUUUUACUAAAAAAUUUGAGGAUGAAGCUUUACAAUCGAGAAAAAAGUUCACCCACCUCGUUCAUACUUAUCAAACGGAAGCAGCGACCAUUAAUGUGGAACACUUAGUAGCUUUGAAGAAAUUCCAAAACCGUUUUGUGCAGAAAAAAACAGAAAUAAUCAACAAUAACAACAAUGCCAUGAAAAUUCAAAAUGAAGCCAAUCUAGAUAAUCUCGUUCAAACACAAGCUCUAAAGUUGCAACAUAGAAAAGUAUUGGAAGAAGCUAAAGAGGAAUUCAAACGGAAUACCCUGGACAUGCAAGAUAAAUAUGACGAAAAAAUAGCUGCUUACAGAAAAAAUUUUUCUCUCAGACACAACGUCGAGAUUGCUGAAGUUGAAGAGAGAAAAAAUGAACAUGUAGAUCGAUUAUUAAAAGAACACGAGGCUGCUUUUCAAGAGCUCAAAGCAUUUUACAAUAAUGUUUUGCUGAACAAUUUGUCAGUUAUUGAGGGACUGAAAAAGAAAUUUAGUCAAGUAAAGAAAAAUGAAGUAAAAAUGAUGGGACAAAUUAAGGAUAAAGUUGACGCGUGAUAACUAAAAUAUGUAAUAAACAGAGUCUGAGGUGGCAGAGAUUGAAA
Trichogramma pretiosum is the source of this 1061-nucleotide messenger RNA. It is a transcript of the gene Gas8, whose product is annotated as growth arrest-specific protein 8. Gene Ontology annotation, molecular function: microtubule binding; small GTPase binding. Gene Ontology annotation, biological process: cell motility. The coding region runs from base 196 to 1014 and encodes 272 amino acids. Gene Ontology annotation, cellular component: microtubule; motile cilium; Golgi apparatus. The transcript has a single exon. Lineage: Eukaryota; Metazoa; Arthropoda; Insecta; Hymenoptera; Trichogrammatidae. The record is from RefSeq and is a predicted model, not a curated record.